This is a messenger RNA of Penicillium cinerascens, 2652 nucleotides long. Its product is annotated as ATP-dependent metallopeptidase FtsH/Yme1/Tma family protein. The coding region runs from base 1 to 2652 and encodes 883 amino acids. The record is from RefSeq and is a predicted model, not a curated record. Gene Ontology annotation, biological process: protein-containing complex assembly; mitochondrial protein processing. The transcript is spliced from 2 exons. Gene Ontology annotation, molecular function: ATP hydrolysis activity; ATP-dependent peptidase activity; zinc ion binding. Gene Ontology annotation, cellular component: m-AAA complex; membrane. NCBI's taxonomy places the organism in Eukaryota, Fungi, Ascomycota, Eurotiomycetes, Eurotiales, Aspergillaceae.
AUGGCCGCCCUUCUCCGACGGCCAGGCAACAUUGCUCGAAUCUCGAGGAGAGCCACAGAUUGCCUCAUCCGCGCAGGCCCAGCCUCUUUGCGAGUGCCCCCGGCUCGACUUCCGUCUCUCGCUCCCCCCUUCCGUGUCCGAACCUAUGCCACCGACGGCCCCGGUGGCCCGACGCCUCCGGACAAUAAGCCGAGCGGUAAUGGACCGGAGAACAAUGGUCGCAAAGAUGAGGACCCGAAAAACUCGGAGAAGCCUGAGACGGUCUUAAGCGAAGAAGAGCAGAAGCAACUGGAUGCGUUCAUCAAACAUAUCGAAGGCCGUCUGCCUCCGUCACAGCAUGAGUCGCUUCAUGAGAUGCGGCGCCAGUUCAUGAAGGACGGAAUCCCAUCGGACGUGAAGUCAUUUAUCGACAACCACGGCAAUGCGUCUUUGAUGGACUAUCUGCGGAUGACGCGAUUCCUCUUGAAAUAUACCAGCCAGCAAGCCGACCAGCAAGCAAAGAAGGAUGUUGCUCGUAUGAUGAACAAGUCGGUGGAGGAGAUGGAGAAAGAAGCCGAAGAGGCCAAGAAGAAGUCACAGAAGAGCCAGGAAGAGCCUGGCCAGAAAAAUAAAAAAGACCAGAAGGACAAGCAACAGGGUCCGGUCCCCGGCGGCAGAGUCUUUGAAUUCCGUUUCGAUCCCGCCUCCUUCCUUGUUACCGCCCUCGUCACAUACUACGUCUACCGAUCCUUCUUCCCCGGCGAGAGUAGUGCCCGCGAAAUCACCUGGCAGGAGUUCCGCGCCAACUACCUUGAUAAGGGUCUUGUGGAGAAGUUGACAGUUUCCAACGGUAGCCGGGUCCGGGUUGACCUCAACCGCGAGGUUGUGGCUCAGGCUCACCCCGAUUCCGGUGGCCAGCCUGUGAGCCACGUAUACUUCAGCAUUGGCUCGGUCGACAGUUUCGAGAUGAAGCUUGAGAAUGCUCAGAAUGAGUUGGGCAUCCCACCCCACGAACGGAUUCCGGUUUCUUAUGUCGACGAGGUCCCAUGGGGCAGUGCUUUGCUGUCCUUCGCUCCUACGUUGAUCUUGAUCGGUGGUAUCUACUGGGCCUCGCGUCGCGCUGGUGGUGGUGCCGGUGGUCAGGGUGGAAUUUUUGGCAUCGGCAAGAGCCGCGCCAAGCGUUUCAACCACGAGUCCGACAUCAAGAUCAAGUUCUCCGACGUCGCCGGUAUGGACGAGGCUAAGGUUGAGAUCAUGGAAUUCGUGAGCUUCCUCCAGCAGCCCGAGCGCUUCGAAAAGCUUGGUGCAAAGAUUCCCCGAGGUGCUAUUCUCUCUGGCCCCCCUGGUACUGGUAAGACACUGCUUGCUAAGGCAACCGCUGGUGAAUCUGGCGUGCCAUUCUUUAGUGUCAGUGGCUCCGAGUUCGUGGAGAUGUUCGUCGGUGUUGGUCCCUCGCGUGUCCGUGAUCUGUUCGCAAACGCCCGCAAGAACACCCCCUGCAUUAUCUUCAUUGAUGAAAUCGAUGCUAUCGGUAAAUCCCGUUCUAAGUCGAACUUCGGUGGUGGAAACGAUGAGCGUGAGAGUACCCUCAACCAGAUCCUCACCGAGAUGGACGGCUUCAACACUUCCGAGCAGGUCGUCGUUCUGGCUGGUACCAACCGACCUGAUGUUCUAGACAAGGCCCUUAUGCGACCUGGACGUUUCGACCGACACAUUACCAUUGAUCGCCCUACCAUGGAUGGCCGCAAGCAGAUCUUCAAUGUCUACCUGAAGAAGAUUGUUACCGAUGAGAACCUGGAGUAUCUCAAGGGCCGACUUGCUGCUCUGACCCCCGGUUUCGCUGGUGCCGAUAUUGCCAACUGUGUGAACGAAGCCGCUCUUGUUGCCGCCCGUGAGAAUGCCGACAAGGUUGUUAUGAAGCACUUCGAGCAAGCCAUCGAGCGAGUGGUCGGUGGUCUUGAGAAGAAGUCCCUUGUGCUGUCUCCCGAGGAAAAGCGCACUGUUGCUUACCACGAGGCUGGCCACGCCAUCUGUGGUUGGUACUUCCAGUGGGCCGAUCCGCUGCUCAAGGUCUCGAUUAUCCCGCGUGGACAGGGUGCUCUGGGUUACGCUCAGUACCUCCCUGCUGGCGGUGACACCUACCUGAUGAACGUCAACCAGAUGAUGGACCGCAUGGCCAUGACUCUGGGCGGCCGAGUCAGUGAGGAGCUCCACUUCGACACUGUGACAAGCGGUGCCAGCGACGACUUUAACAAAGUUACCCGCAUGGCCACCGCCAUGGUAACCAAGUUCGGUAUGUCGAAGAAGCUCGGCUACAUCUACUACGAGGAGGAUGGCCAGCAGCAGCUCCAGAAGCCUUAUUCCGAGGACACUGCCCAGAGCAUCGACUCGGAGGUGCGCCGCAUCAUCAACGAGGCCUACAAGAAGUGCCACGACCUUCUCACUGAGAAGAAGAGCGAGGUCGGCAAGGUCGCUGAAGAGCUCCUCUCCAAGGAGGUUCUCAGCCGUGACGACAUGAUCCGUCUGUUGGGCCCGCGUCCCUUCCCCGAGUCCGGCGAGUUCGCCAAGUACUUCGAUGGCAGGAACGGCGAGACCAUCGCCCCACCUGAGCCUCCCCAGAAUCCCGAGGAGACAUCCGGCAAGGAUGGACGGGAUGAGACCCCGAUCCCAUAA